AUGGUUGCAGGGAGGAUAUUCAUCGGUCUUCUCUUCCUUCUAGCUCCAUCCUACGCGGUACCAGAUGUUGGAGAAGCCGCUGGCCACUACCGAGAAGGGUUCGGCCCGAUGGGCAGCUGGCCCCAUACUAUGGGCAAGGGUUGGGGCCAACAUUGUACGCGAAACUAUGAGUGCGAUAGUGGUUGCUGCAACUGGGAGAAAGCAACGCCCGGCUACGGCUGGGGAAUAAAACCCCCUACCAACCAACCUACCAUACAACCUACCAUACAACCUACCAUACAAUCUACCAUACAAUCUACCACACAAUCUACCAUGGCUAAAAAGAAAUCUACUAUAGCUACAAAGAAGCGCAAGCUUGACGAGACUAUCGCCGAACUACCUACCAAAGAAGAACUCUCUAGUCGGCUUCAGCCCUUAAUACCUACCUCUGAACCUCCACGGCGACAGCUACCUAGCAGCUUAGAUAUAGAGAGCCCAUACGCGAUCUUCUCCCUCUUCAUUAGCCAAGAGAUCUUCGAGUUUCUCAGCCAGUCUACCAACGAAUACGCCCAGCUGCUGUACACCACCUCCGCAACUAAGCCUUUUAUCGUCUAG
Messenger RNA from Aspergillus novofumigatus IBT 16806, 594 nucleotides. RefSeq lists its product as uncharacterized. The transcript is spliced from 2 exons. The coding region runs from base 1 to 594 and encodes 197 amino acids. NCBI's taxonomy places the organism in Eukaryota, Fungi, Ascomycota, Eurotiomycetes, Eurotiales, Aspergillaceae. The record is from RefSeq and is a predicted model, not a curated record.